UCUGACAGGACACGGUCGGAAGGGGUCUCUCGGCGCGGAGCUGAGCGCUUGGAGCUGGGGUGCGGGCACUAGAACAACGGCUCUCUGCACCGACUCUUCCCGCCUCAUCAGCGGGGACCCUGCUUCAGAGCCCGGCAACUCGCUGCCGUCGCCCGUGCAACCCGGGGGCCCUUUGUCUCCCCUGCACGUGCCGCGCCCCGCGCGCCCCGUCUGGUCUCAGAGAUGAGCGAGCUUAACACCAAAACAUCCCCAGCAACCAACCAGGCACCUGGCCCUGAGGAAAAGGGGAAAGCUGGCAGUGCCAAGAAGACUGAGGAUGAGGAGGAGGAGAUUGACAUUGAUCUGACGGCACCUGAAACAGAGAAGGCUGCCCUUGCUAUUCAGGGCAAGUUCCGGCGAUUCCAGAAAAGGAAAAAGGACCCCAGCUCCUGAAUAACCAGCCUUGCCCUCUCCUUGCGCUCUGCUCCCUUCCCUCUCCUUUUCCACAGCUCUGACUCCGUGUGUCUUUGUCUCUUUGUUCCUCUAGCCUCUCACAGAGGCAAGUUCAACCCUUAUACAUUAUUUAUUCCAGCCCGUCAAGCUGUUGUUGUUGUAGAGGCACAAGGAACAUGGGCAAGAUGAAGAAUUUAGUAGGCAGCCACUUGUCUAAGGGUGGACCAUUUUCUCCUGGAGAUACAGCCAGUAUCUUGAUCACUACCUAUGCCUUCCCUACAAGGUUGAAGAGCAAGAGGAUUUCAGGUUGAGAGAGAGCCCUGAUAAUGUGGGAGGGAGGGGAAUGCCUUCAGAGUAGGGUGCCCAAUGGCGGGGCAUAUACACUGUUCCACUGGUUACAAACGUUUCACUUCAGUUAAUGUCUUUUCCCCUUCAUUCACAUCCUUCUCAUCAGCACCUCAACUCCUCUCCUAUGCGCUAAGCCACAGUGGGAACUGGAGCCUCCCUUUCCCCUAGGCAGACCUAAAUCAGGCUGUUCCCAUGUUAGUGCAUGCUGAGUAGAUUAGUUCCAAGGAUGGGAGACUGGGACAAGGAACAAUUUCCUUCAUCAUGUUAGUCGAGAACCGUAAGGGGCAGACGUGGAAGAGGUCCCAGGGGCCACAGGCAGGGAAAUCGGAAGAUUCGGGAAGGAAAGAAAAAUGAAGGAGGAGGAGAUCCCUAAAGAUACAAGUUACCGCUUGUGUACUAUGUAAAGGAUUCUUGGGUCUUUGCUAACCUGCCUACCUUUAACCCCUCACGUCUAGAUACUCUCAGAGGCCACACAAAUCAAGUGACCCCUAUAGUUCCCACCUGCCUCAUGGUGGAGUCAGAGCAGAGUUGGAAUAACCAUUCUAUGUGAUUUUAGCAUGUGUAAUAAUUAUGAAAACAAUAAAAAAAAACCCUCAAGU
Molecule: messenger RNA, 1379 nt
Organism: Capra hircus (goat)
Lineage: Eukaryota; Metazoa; Chordata; Mammalia; Artiodactyla; Bovidae
Gene: PCP4L1
Product: Purkinje cell protein 4 like 1
Exons: 3
Coding region: 223-432 (69 amino acids)
Source: RefSeq, a predicted model, not a curated record